GGGUUCAAUUCAAACUGGGCGGCGGGUAGUCGAAGCUUCCUGGAAGAAAAGAACACAAAGGUUUUCGAAGUGAAAUAGAAGAGCAGUAGUUGUGAGGAUGACCAGCACGUUGAAGGGAAUUACUCUGAAAGGAAGUGCGGAGCUGGUGGCCGAGUUCUUCUCUUUCGGCAUCAACAGCAUCCUGUACCAGCGGGGAAUCUACCCUCCAGAGAUGUUCACCAGAGUCACCCACUACGACAUGAGCCUGCAGCUCACCACUGAUCCCAAGCUGAAGAACUACCUGACCAACGUGGUGUCUCAGCUCAAAGAGUGGCUGUUUGAGUGCACCGUGCAGAAGCUGGUGUUGGUCAUCACCUGUCUGGAGACCAACGAGGUUCUGGAGAGAUGGCAGUUUGACAUCGAGUGUGACAAGUCAGCCAAAGAGAGCAGUGCUCCCAGAGAGAAAUCCAUCAAGACCAUUCAGGAUGAGAUCCGCUCCGUCAUCAGACAGAUAACAGCUACAGUCACCUUCCUGCCACUGCUGGAGACACCAUGUGCCUUUGACCUCCUGGUCUACACAGACAAAGACCUGGUGGUUCCAGACAAGUGGGAGGAGUCUGGCCCACAGAUUAUUGACCAAUCAGAGGAGGUGCGUCUCCGCUCCUUCACCACAUCCAUCCACAAGGUGAACAGCAUGGUGGCCUACAAGAGGACRGACUCUGUUUAACCCUGUGAACAUCAGAACACACCACAAGCCCCACCUCUUCCUGUUUUGAGUUCUGGUUGCUCAGAGGACCGCCUUUCUUUUUUUUGUCUUGUUUUGAGAGUCGUGACAAAGCUUUCCCAUUCACUCUGUAAAUAUUUUCAUAAACAACUUGUUUUUCCUUUAAUGUCCUGUUCCUCUUUAAGUUUUCAACCUGUUUUAAAUGUUCAACGUUAAAAAUCCAUCUCAAACACA
Molecule: messenger RNA, 937 nt
Organism: Austrofundulus limnaeus
Lineage: Eukaryota; Metazoa; Chordata; Actinopteri; Cyprinodontiformes; Rivulidae
Gene: mad2l1
Product: MAD2 mitotic arrest deficient-like 1 (yeast)
Exons: 5
Coding region: 98-706 (202 amino acids)
Biological process (GO): mitotic spindle assembly checkpoint signaling
Cellular component (GO): nucleoplasm; kinetochore; cytoplasm
Source: RefSeq, a predicted model, not a curated record